Microsporum canis CBS 113480 is the source of this 2994-nucleotide messenger RNA. RefSeq names its product GPI ethanolamine phosphate transferase 1. NCBI's taxonomy places the organism in Eukaryota, Fungi, Ascomycota, Eurotiomycetes, Onygenales, Arthrodermataceae. The record is from RefSeq and is a predicted model, not a curated record. The transcript has 5 exons. Gene Ontology annotation, molecular function: mannose-ethanolamine phosphotransferase activity. Gene Ontology annotation, biological process: GPI anchor biosynthetic process. Gene Ontology annotation, cellular component: endoplasmic reticulum membrane. The coding region runs from base 1 to 2994 and encodes 997 amino acids.
AUGUCUCGCACAGGGUUGUUCCUGGCCCUGGCGGUGCUCUUCCACCUCAUAUACACCUACUCGAUCUUUGACAUCUACUUCGUUAGUCCAAUUGUCAGUGGCAUGCGAGAAUAUGGCGUCGAACGUGCCCCCGAAGCCAAAGCACCAGCUAAACGACUCGUCCUCUUCGUCGGUGACGGCCUGCGCGCGGAUAAGGCAUUCCAAUACUUCCCCGACCCCUCCCCUCCACAGACAAUCUGUUCAAGAGACGACGAGGGCAGCAUAGCCUGCCCGGAGCCGGAUCUGACACCCAAACCGCUUGCGCCGUUCCUUCGUUCACGCGUGCUGGAACAUGGCACCUUUGGAGUGUCGCAUACUCGAGUACCCACGGAAUCGAGACCGGGCCAUGUUGCGUUGAUUGCGGGUUUAUAUGAAGAUGUAUCUGCUGUGACUACGGGAUGGAAGCUGAAUCCGGUCAAUUUUGACAGCGUGUUCAACCGAAGCAGACAUACUUGGAGCUGGGGGAGCCCGGAUAUCUUGCCAAUGUUCAAAGAAGGUGCAGUUCCAGGCCGUAUUUCUGUUGAUAUGUAUAGUGAGGAAGACGAGGAUUUCACACGAGAUGCUACAGUUUUGGAUACAUGGGUUUUUGACCGCGUCAAGGAGAUGUUCGCUACUGCAAAGGAGGACAAGAAUUUAGAUGCACAGCUAAGAGACGACAAGGUAGUGUUCUUUUUACACCUGCUCGGUCUAGACACCACUGGACAUUUUUACCGCCCAUACUCAAAGGAAUACCUACAUAAUAUUCAAGUUGUCGAUCAAGGCGUUCGCGAGAUCACGGAGUUGAUAGAUGAUUUCUAUGGAGACGAGGAAACGGCCUUUGUCUUCACUGCAGACCACGGCAUGAGCGACUGGGGCAGCCACGGAGACGGACAUCCAGACAACACACGUACUCCUCUCAUUGUCUGGGGCUCUGGUGUGGCUAAGCCGGUGAAGACUAAUGGAGCCGUUGCGCCCGGGCAUGAGGAUGGCUUCUCCUCAGACUGGCACCUCAACAAUAUCAAGAGACAUGAUGUUGCUCAGGCCGAUGUUGCCGCUCUCAUGGCGUACCUAAUUGGACUAGAUUUUCCCGUUAACUCAGUUGGCGAGCUUCCUCUUUCUUACUUGGAUGCCACUCCAAGGGAAAAAGCCAAGGCUGCUCUGGCCAAUACUCAGGGUGUGCUCGAAAUGUACCGUGUCAAGGAGGAGCAGAAGAGAGCUGCUACUAUCAGAUAUCAGGGGUACACUCCUUUUACACAACCGCAGCGUUCACCGGAGGCUCAAUUGGCCGCCAUUCGCAAAUUGAUAUCCACUGGCAAAUACGAGCAAUCGAUCCUCCAGUCCAGGAGUCUCUUCCAGGAUGCCCUAGACGGCUUGCGUUAUUUACAAACAUACGACUGGCUGUUCCUGCGCGCCAUUGUAACUGCAGGAUACCUAGGUUGGAUUUCAUAUGCUUUAGUCACAGUGAUAGACCUGCAUGUCUUGCCAAUGUCUCUGGAGCCUGAUCGAUCUAUUCCCAGCUUUAUGUUCUUCUCAUCAGUACUUGUGGUUCUUUACUCUGUAUUGUGGGUUCAGCAAUCGACGUGGCGGUACUAUGCUUAUGCCUUUUUCCCAGUUCUUUUCUGGGAGGAAGUAUUUGCCCGCCGGGCGGCUCUCGGUGCUGGGCAAAAGGUACUACUUGGCCACGUUAAAUCAUUUACAGGGUACCUCGUACUUUUGUUACAGUCCUUACUAUAUAUUGGAGUUUUGCAAGGACUUGUUCAAUCAUAUUUCAAUCGGGAGAUAUACACCGUUUGCUAUCUGCUAGGUGCCGUGUGGCCAGCCCUCUAUGGACUCGACUUCUUGAGCAAUAAUAAGUUCCUUUCAGCAGCAUGGACUGUUAAUUGUAUCUUGAUGAGUUCCUUUACCCUCCUACCAGUAGGAAAACAAGAUAAUGCAGACACUGUUACAUAUGGUGGUAUCCUUAUGUUUGGGAUUGGCAUGCUCUAUUUGAUAUUCGAAGAAUCCAUCUUGUCUAGUUCAAAGGUGAAAACUUCAACAGGAAGCACCUUCAAUAUAGGGUCCCGAAUCGUUAUGGGCGCUCAGAUUGGGAUUAUACUCCUUUCAAUCAUAGUCACCCGCUCAAGUAUUGCGUCGCUCCAGGCGAGAACAGGAUUGCCUCUCGGUAAUCAAGUCACUGGGUGGAUUGCUAUGAUAUCCUCUUUCGUCUUACCAGUGCUGCACAAAUUCUUCCCGACAGGGCACUACUUACAUCGCCUCAUUGUCUUGUUCCUCACAUUCGCGCCAACCUUCAUCGUUCUCACAAUUUCCUAUGAAGGACUUUUCUAUGUUGUAUACUUUGCUACUCUCGUCAGCUGGGUACGGCUUGAGCAUAGCAUCUACAGAUACACCUUACCACCAAAAGCUACACCGAGUAUCUCUCGAGAGGCCACUCCCAGAGCCGUAACUACGGACUCCGGAGCCCCUGCUACUACAUCAUACCGCACUCUCAACCUGCCUGACGCACGCAUCGCUCUCUUCUUCCUCUUCCUACUUCAAUCCGGCUUCUUCAGCACCGGAAACAUCGCCAGCAUCUCAUCCUUUUCCCUUGACAGCGUCUCCCGCCUUAUUCCCGUCUUCAACCCUUUCUCACAGGGCGCUUUGUUAAUUCUAAAAAUCCUCGUGCCCUUUGCUCUUUUGAGUGCGACAUUUGGUAUUCUCAACCGCAGGUUGCAUGUGGCUCCGUCAGCACUGUUUAUGAUCGUUAUGUGCAUCAGUGAUGUUAUGACGCUUAAUUUCUUCUUUAUGGUUCGCGACGAAGGAAGUUGGCUUGACAUCGGCACGACUAUUAGCCACUUUUGCAUUUCGAGUGGACUAUGCGUGUUUGUGGCCAUUAUCGAGUCUUUGAGCGGUGCAUUUAUCUCGGGUGUCAACUUCGAUGGCUCCCACAGCCAAGAGAAUCAGCUUGAUGCGACGGAGAAAAGUGCGGUUUCCGAUUAG